AUGAUCUGCGUUGAAAAUUCUGCUAUUCAAAAAGAUAUGCAAUCACGGAAAGAUAUUGUUACUUUAUCAAGCAUCCAUUGGAAUAAGGAAUUCAUUAACGCAAAGAACACAUUCAAUUUAAUCUCUGUUCUUUCCAUCGGAUAUCGGAUAAUCACAGUAAAGAAUCAAACCUUUGUACGUACACAGAGAGUAUCAGAUCAGAGUAAUUCAGAUAGUAAUGAAAAUGAUUAUAUGAAUACUGGAAUGUUAAGUAAAAAUUAUUCAGAGACCAAAAAACUUUUAUUAAAGGUCACUAUUACUGUAGGUAUUAAAAUAAUCACAACAAUAUUGAUUACUGUCAUAUUCAAUAAUGUGACAGCUAUCAAAACUGUACUAAAUGAACAUCCAUGGAUAUCACCUGUAUUUGGUAUACAGGCUUUACUUUUCGGUGGACUACUCUUCUUUGUACCGAAUUCAUUGACCAGUAAACCAUGGAAUUAUAUUCUUCUCUCAUUGAUUGCACUGACAUCUGGUAUUGUAAUAUCAACAUUUGCCAUUCUUCCAUCAACUACCUGGUCAAUGUUAUCCUGGAUUAUCGCCAAUAUGCUGUUCGGUGUAUUCUUCAUUGCUGGUUUAAAGUUAAAAUUUGACUUAACAAGAUAUUGGCAUUUAAUUAUUAUUUAUGCACUGAUAAUGAUGUGUUUAGGCUUUAUCAUAUCAGUACUGUUAAAUGAACUGAAAACAGGUCAAGUAGCUAAUCAUAUACUUGGCGCAAUUUAUGUUCUUAUAUCUAUUCCUUGUAUUAUCUGUGAAGGUCAAAUGAUGCAAGGCGGGAAAUGUAUUGUAUUUAAAAGGAAACAAUUUGUAUUAGCAAGUUUAAUGUGUUGGUUUACGCUGAUCUGUACAUAUUUUGGAGUGUUGUUUCAACUGUCAGACUAUAAUUUCUUUGUAUCAUAUAUCUCUAAUACAUAA
Messenger RNA from Trichobilharzia regenti, 951 nucleotides. The record is from the annotation of a GenBank genome assembly. Lineage: Eukaryota; Metazoa; Platyhelminthes; Trematoda; Strigeidida; Schistosomatidae.